UUUUACAAAAUUUAUUCCAUAAUAUUCAUUCUCUGAUAUUUAAAUUCCUGCAUCGAUUAGAAAAUUCUCGAUGCAAAAAUCGAUAUUCUGUACUCAUCGAUGUUAAUUCGACACUCCUAAUUUUGGAAGGUAAACAAAAAAAAUCGCAGAUAGCAAGUGGGCUGGAACGUUUGAUAAUUUGAUUUUAAGUAACUAAAAAUAUGCAUAGUACUUGUUGAUGAGCCUUGUAAACAAUAAAUUAUAGGCCCGGAGCAAAUCGGCAAUGCAAGCUAAUCACAUGAUAAACAUUUAGACGACAAACACUGGCUUUCACAUAAACAACAAAACUGCUGCAGAUUGCCCUAGUGUCAUUGAUAACCCCUGGCACCCAAGUGGAUGCUUGAUUUUAAUUUCAUGCUCAAGCAGCAGAUAACUAAUGCGACACUAGUUAGAGUAAUUGUUGAUAAGGCAUGACAAAGAGGGCAAUUCAUGCAAAAAUUUAAAAGUUUUGGUGCAGUAAAAGCAUAGUAUACAGUACCGGUUCGAUCACAGCAAGGCGCGGAGCGUGCUUAAUAUAGGCUGCAUUUUAUUUAACAAUCAUAAUCUAAGAAAAAUGGCCACAACCGUUCGGAACCCAUUGAAGAAAGUUUUGCGGCAACGCAUGAAGAUCGAGGUCAUACCAUCUAUAAGCGCCGAGUCAAUAGCUCGACAAUCGAGGGCCAUUUACGAAAAGGUGAUCGCCUCUGAGGCCUUUCGUCAAGCGAAAGAUGUUAGCAUAUAUCUAAGCACUGGCAGUGAAGUAGAUACGCUACCUUUGCUACGUGAGCUCUUCAAUCAGCAGAAAAAUGUUUUUGUGCCCACGUACAGCGGCAAGCUUAUGGAAAUGGUGCGCGUCAAAGAUUGGGCGGACUACGAGGCGCUGCCGCUAACCAAAUGGAAUAUAAAGCAACCUAGUGAAAAGGAGGGGCGUGAGAAUUCGCUAACAAAUGGUCGCGGUAUUGAUCUGUUCUUGAUGCCCGGUGUUGCCUUUACGCUAAGUGGCGGUCGUAUGGGCCAUGGCAUGGGCUACUAUGACAGCUUUUUGCACCGGCAUUUUAAUAUUUACCCUGAGAAGAAACCAGUACUAAUGGCUUUGGCAUUCCGUGAACAAAUCGUAGACGAAAGUACUUUGCCGCUAGAUCCACAUGACGUGCGACUUACAACUGUAAUUACGGAAUAAUGAGCGCACUGAAUUUAGUUGUACAUUUUUGUAAAUAGUAUAUAUGUACACAGAGAUUCACGUUUACUUAUGUGUGUUUAAAUGUACUUUUAUAUUUUUAAUAAAAAAGUUAAGUUAACUUAAAUUA
Molecule: messenger RNA, 1325 nt
Organism: Rhagoletis pomonella (apple maggot)
Lineage: Eukaryota; Metazoa; Arthropoda; Insecta; Diptera; Tephritidae
Product: 5-formyltetrahydrofolate cyclo-ligase-like
Exons: 3
Coding region: 593-1198 (201 amino acids)
Biological process (GO): tetrahydrofolate interconversion; folic acid-containing compound biosynthetic process
Cellular component (GO): mitochondrion
Molecular function (GO): 5-formyltetrahydrofolate cyclo-ligase activity
Source: RefSeq, a predicted model, not a curated record